Molecule: messenger RNA, 3622 nt
Organism: Ctenocephalides felis (cat flea)
Lineage: Eukaryota; Metazoa; Arthropoda; Insecta; Siphonaptera; Pulicidae
Product: neogenin-like
Exons: 16
Coding region: 65-3622 (1185 amino acids)
Biological process (GO): cell-cell adhesion
Molecular function (GO): protein binding
Source: RefSeq, a predicted model, not a curated record
CGUGAGGUUGUUAGACAAGUGAAGUAGAGAAAAUUAAUAUACAGUUCCAAAUGACUAAAAACAUAUGGCGAUCUCAUUACAUUUUCUCAAUAUUGUGUUCAUAACAGGAUCUGUAUUUUUUUCCAGUGAAGUUCAUGCAGAGGUAGUCUCGCAAUCACAGUCUUCGGACUGGAAUUUUGCGAGGCUCUCAUUUUUUGUGGAACCGCAAAGUCACGUUGUUCCUACUGAAACAGAGUCCAUCAAACUAAAAUGUCAAGGUUUUUCAAGAGGUACCGAUGAGGGAAUGAGACAAGUGCCCGGCGAUGCCAACAGUGGACUCAACGAGCCACGUACAUCAGCCAGCGUUUCUGCAGGCGCACGGAGGACAAUUUUCAGCAGCCCCAACUCUGACCUGAACAUCAAUGAUAGGACAAAUGGGCAACCUAAACGCAAACACGCAAAUGCGUGGAAGAACAAGAAACGAAACAGGAAAACCAGACACGUUGGUACUAUCGCCAAUCCAUUACAAGAACUCACCUACAGCUGGUACAAAGACGGCGUUUUGUUGUCCAGUACAAGUGACGAGCUGGUGGUUCGAUUUGGAAAUGGUAUAGAAAAUGUUUAUGGAGAUUAUCGCUGCGUCGCCAGCAAGAAGAACGCUUCAAUUGCCUCUACCGUUUCCCGCCUGCUGAAACCAGUUUUAAAUCGUCCGGUUGUGAGUUCUUCUGCACCAGAUGGAGCAUUUAUCGGGAGCAAUAUUUUGCUUUUAUGUGAUGUACAGUCUAUACCAAAACCACAUAUAACAUGGGACAAAGAUGGUACACCAAUUACGCUUAAUAAUAGGAUAUUUUUACUGCCAACAGGCUCUCUAAUUAUAAACAAUAUUAAAUUAGAAGACAUAGGUCUCUAUAGUUGUAGUACCACAAAUAAUAUAUUAAGACUAACACAGCAUAGUGUUAAUUAUACAUUAGAUAUUCAAAAAGACUUACCGUAUACUGAAAAUUACAAUUCUACAAAUACUGGCUUGAAUGUGUUCUGGUCGCAUCUUAAUUCACAUAAUGUGAGUGUAGAUGAAAAUGCUGAUAUUGAUUUACCGUGCGCUAUUUCUGCCCAAAAUGUUGUUUGGACUUACACUUCAAGCAGCGGGUAUUUUCAGCUUCUUGAAAAUAAACUUGAUUUGAGACUGUCUGGUAUUAAAGUAGACCAAGCUGGAAUAUAUGAGUGCACUGAUAAGAAUAAUAGCAAUCAUAAAAGGAGAUAUGUAUUGCAAGUUUAUACGCGACCACAUUUUAUAACAAAACCAGUUGAUAGUUAUACAUUAUCACCAAAAAUUGUUCGAUUUAAUUGCUCUGCUGAAGGAUAUCCCGAACCAAAAAUAACAUGGUACAAAGAUGGAGUUCCUUUAUAUAUCAAUGGUCGAGUUAAAAUAAAAGCUAACACUUUGGUUAUCAGUGACAGUCAAGCUUAUGAUGCAGGAAUCUAUCAAUGUAUUGCAAAUAAUUCAGUGGGAGAAGUUAGUGCAUCUGCUAUUCUUCAAUUUAACAAUAACAAAAUCCAUUCCGCACCGAAGGGUGUUAGAUGUUUUCCUUUAAAUGACACAGCGAUAGUUGUGGAAUGGGAUAAAACUGCAGAUGAUAUUUUUACAUUGCAUUAUGUUAAAUCAGCUGGAGGAACAGAGGAACAAAAAUUUACAGAACAUCAUCACACAUAUGAAGUGACUAAUUUGCAACCGUUUAUUUCGUAUGAUUUUUAUGUCAAAAGGUAUCAUAAGGAAGAAGGCAAGAUUUCACCUAGUGAACAAUCAAGGAUUGUUAAAUGCACUCCACAAGGAUUGUUUGUAACUGCACAUACAGAAAACAUUAGUGAUAUCAUUGUACGGUGGUCUGUUCCAGAAGUUUCCAAAAGUUCAAAGAUUCAAAAAUUUCUGUUACAAUGGCGUCUAAAUAAUAAACCAAAUAAUAUUACAGAAAUUUUUUUAAAUGGAAAUAUAACAAAAUAUCACAUUCAUGACGUGAAAGAUUCAACAAGAUUUGAAGUGCGUGUUCUGGCUUCAUACAAUGAUAUUUUUCAAGAUCAAGAUUUAGAUAACAUUGAUUGGUUUCAAAUCACUACUAAAACAAGAAUUCAGCAAAAUCAUUUUAAAAUGUCUCCAGAGGAUUUUCCAAAUAUUUAUAUCGUUUUUCCACCUGACACAUUUCAAGUACAAAGUCUCAAUAAUAAAUUUGUUAACAUUUCUUGGGAAUGCGAUGACACAAAAGAUACAAUUUAUCAAGUAUGUUAUACCGCACAGGAUUCUAUGUCGUGGCCAGACAAAUGUGUUAAUAGAUCUGAAGCAUGGAUUGUUAUAAAUGAUUUAUUAGUUCAAUACAGUUACGAGUUUUCCAUAAUGAAAUAUACAGACAAUUUAUUAGACCUCAAGAAAAUUUCUGGAACAUUACACAUUCAUAAAGCUUAUGGGGAAAUUCAAAAUUUGUCGGCCUAUUGGUUAUAUAAUACAACUACUGCACUAGUAAGUUGGUUGCAGCCGAUGUAUUUUACAGUGAUACAACAAUAUAAAUUACGAUAUUGCUCUGGACCCAGUUUUCUGCAAUGUCGCUUUCAAUCACACUCAGUUGGAACUUACAGUUCUAAGAUUGAAAAUUUGGAUGUUACAAAUUCAGUUCUUAUCACAAUGUAUGUUGAGAUGCAAGAUGGAAAAGGGAAACCAAUAUCAUACAAGCUUUUACCUUUACACAUUGUACCGCCUGUGGAACCGAAUCCUAUGUUGGGUAUAAUUUUAGGCGUUACCAUAUCAGUGUUCUUCGUUCUUCUGUGCACAUUUUUGGUGUUAUGCGGCAGUAGAAAAAACGCGCACACCAGGCGAGCAUUCUGCUGGAAAGAAUCCAGGCAGCGUUGUUGGAAGAACGAUAGAUCAGCUUAUGCAACAGCAGGCACUGGAAGGGAGGAUGAUCAUGGACAUAACAAUGCGCAGCGAUUUGAUUCUCGUAAUUUGCGACGCGAUUGCACAGAAUCGCUGCUGUUACGAUCUGAGCCCAAUCAGAAUAUUGAGCUGCAAAAUUGGAAACAAAUGCCAAACACUAAAACAGCAGCAUCUGCUGCAAUUAACAACGUCAGCGCACCUACUGCAGCAUUAGAUCAAGAAAGCCCACAUAAUAUCAGCACGCGGCCGUUGCUCGAUGAGAUAAUAUCAGCACUUCAACAAUCCGAGGACGAAAUGGAUAUGAAUCAAUAUCUCAAGACAUACACGAAACAAUCGGAAAAUGCUCAGUUAUUGCUGAAGAACUGCCGCAACAGCUAUGGUCUCGACCGUCCUGAUUCGAUCAAUGGUUUGACGACUGGAAUGCAGGUAAAGAUCAAUCAGAAUGAUAUUAAAAAAUCUCAAUACAUUGAUGAAAAGGAUGAUCCGCACAAAGAACAAUCGUUCAAGUCGCGUAUCAAAGAAAUACUCAUAGGGAAUAAUGAUAAUAAUACAUCGAACGUGAAACUGCUUGUGAAUGGUCGGAACAGUUGUAGCGUAUUUCCUGAUAAUCAUAAUUAUCUGAUAAACAAUAUCAAUGGGAGUGAUAUUAUGCUAAAGUUAGAUACGUUAAAUCAGAAUAAUAAAAGAUCUAAAAGCACGUCGCCUACAGCAGGUACAAACUGA